Molecule: messenger RNA, 660 nt
Organism: Talaromyces proteolyticus
Lineage: Eukaryota; Fungi; Ascomycota; Eurotiomycetes; Eurotiales; Trichocomaceae
Product: fungal-specific transcription factor domain-containing protein
Exons: 1
Coding region: 1-660 (219 amino acids)
Source: RefSeq, a predicted model, not a curated record
AUGGUUAGGCUCGAUAUUGUUCGCGCAUUUUCUGCACCUGAAAGAUUAUCGUUUAAUCAAGAUCUUCGCAAAAGGAUUUUGAUGUUGGGCGACCUAAAGUUUGAGGCUGUGAAUGGUUGUCCUAAGGACUUAGCCCUUUUGAUUGGUGAAUUGCUGGAACACGCAAAAGCCAAUGCAAGUGGUAGUCUAGGCGUGGAGAGAUAUAAAGAGAUUCUUCAGAGUUCGAUACAAAAGCUAUGCGUAUGGGAUAGCUCCAAUUGUCAAUACCCCGAUAAUAAUCCUCUCUGGAUUCACGUCGGCGACGCAUUUCGCCAUACUUGCAUGUUGCGUGCCCUCCGUCUGUUAGACGUCACCGAAUCCGCUGAAGCGUCACGAAUUCAGACCUCGGUUACUGCGAUUUUGAACGCAGUCUCAAAGAUCCCGAAAGAAAGCCCACUAAUCGAAUUGAUGAUUUUACCGAUCUUUAUGGCCGGUGUAGAUUGCAUUGUUCCAUAUUCGCAGCACUAUAUUGUUCUCCGAAUUGCGGAGAUAAAAGCUCGGUCAGAGAUGAGCAACGCCGCGCCUAUCCAGUUACUGAAUAAAGUAUGGCACGAGCGAGAGAAGAAUUCACAGACACCUCAUUCUAACAUUCCUUGGAUGUCUUUUGUAAGAUUUGCUUGA